This is a messenger RNA of Microstroma glucosiphilum, 731 nucleotides long. RefSeq names its product RNA-binding domain-containing protein. The record is from RefSeq and is a predicted model, not a curated record. Bases 63 to 626 code for a protein of 187 amino acids. Gene Ontology annotation, molecular function: mRNA binding. NCBI's taxonomy places the organism in Eukaryota, Fungi, Basidiomycota, Exobasidiomycetes, Microstromatales, Microstromataceae. The transcript is spliced from 4 exons. Gene Ontology annotation, biological process: RNA splicing. Gene Ontology annotation, cellular component: nucleus; exon-exon junction complex; cytoplasm.
AUCAUUCAGAAGCUGGAGAGCCUUUGCUGAACAGCCGACAGCCAGCCCAUUCGCAGUCGGUCAUGACUCGCUCAGAAGAGGACCUCGACAUGAGGAGAGACGAUGAGAUGGAGGUAGACGAUGCAGAUGAUCCGAACGUCAAGAGGAAAGGCAGGGGCUUCAACAUCCGAGGAGGAGCCGAUGUGCAGAUGGACGGGGUCAAGGCAAAGACCUUUGACAGGCUCGAUGGCGAAGAGGACGGCGGGGCAAAAGCUGCUCGAUCGGUGGAAGGCUGGAUCCUCAUCGUGACCAAUAUCCACGAAGAAGCCACCGAGGAGGACGUCCUGGACAAGUUUGCAGACUUUGGCGAGGUCAAGAAUUGCCACUUGAACUUGGACAGGCGGACAGGAUAUGUAAAGGGCUACGCGCUCCUGGAAUUCCCCUCUCAUUCUGAAGCCAAGGAAGCCAUCGAGGCAUGUCAGGACGGCGCAGUGACCCUCAUGGAGCAGCAGCUCUCUGCUGAUUUCGCCUUUGUCAGGCCGCCGCCGAGUGGACCUGCUGCUGGGGGCCAACGUAGAGGAGGAGGAGGAGGCGGAAGGAGGGAUAGAGAUAGGGAUGUCAGAGAGAGAAGUCCGGGGAGGAGGUGAGGUCUCAAACAUAUUACAGACGACGAGAACAGGUGUAUACAUAGCGCUGCUGAUUUGAUACCAGCAGAACAUCAUCUACCCAAAGAGUGAAUACAGGUACUGUUC